This is a messenger RNA of Salvia splendens (bonfire salvia), 1191 nucleotides long. Its product is annotated as fibrous sheath CABYR-binding protein-like. The transcript has 3 exons. Lineage: Eukaryota; Viridiplantae; Streptophyta; Magnoliopsida; Lamiales; Lamiaceae. The record is from RefSeq and is a predicted model, not a curated record. Bases 1 to 1191 code for a protein of 396 amino acids.
AUGGGAAAGAAAGCAUGGGCAAAGAAAAUCAAACCCACUUCAACCUGCAGGGAAGAAACUCCAGAAUCACCACCGCCGCGGGAAGGACGGCUGUCGAGCCCACAACCAGAACCGCAACUACAGGAGUCGACUCCUCAGGCGCCAACAAUGGUCUCCUUGGAUGCAAUGGCGGAAUUCCUUCGACAGCAGGACCCUAAUAGAGAUUGGGUGGCGGCGCUGGCCGGUUUUAGUCAAAUCGGGGGAAAAUGGAGUAUGACCGGAGAAACCCCAUCUAAACCGAUUGUGCAAUCCACGGUACAACCACCCAGUUCCAUUCCGACUUCCUCCGAAAUUCCACUAGGAAGAGAAUCUCCCUUAAUUAUCGCACCGCCUGAGUCUGCGGAACCCUCCCAAACUCCACAACAGAGUGAUUCGAUGGAGGUUGACCCCAUCUCCGCCCAUUACGAUUCCGAUGCAGAAGAACGUGAAGCGAGAAGAAGAGAGGAGGAAAAGGGCCAGAAGGGAAGCGAUGAACCAGAGAAAACGCCAACAGCGGAACCCAUUCCUCAAGAAGCAGCAAGGGAAGAGAUAGAUUUGAAUGAGACGGCCAAGAAACAAGGCUUAAUGACUGAUGACGAAUUUCAGGACCUCAUUUCUAGGGCAGUAGGAGAGAAAGAGCCAGAGUUAGAAACUCCCCAGACAGAGGUGGGGGAGAGUGAUGAGCAUAUUGAGGAAGAGUCAGUACCAAGAGCGGAGGUACCAGAACCAGUAGCACCUCCGGUGACGAAACCAAAGGCAGUCAAGAGGAAGUUGGUGUUGAAGCGCUAUCCGAGGGCAGAGAGGCCGAAGUCAGAGAGGGAACCCGAAGAAGAGAAAGACGAGGAUGACGGAGAGGAAGCUAGUUAUCAGGAAGAAAGGAAGCGAAAAGGGAAAGGUCUUAUGAAGAAGAAACCCAGUGUCAAGAGGCAGCGCACAACAAAUACAGGCGUAGUCAUAACUGAAGCCGUUCAGAGAACCCCACCAAGCCGCAGGGAACAGAGUGAUAGCGAAUACGCUAUCAGUCAAGAGUCGGACUCAGAUAGCGACAUAUCCUUGGAGAAUGAGGAGUGUAGUGAGCAACAACUCCCGCGCGAUCAUCGGGAGCUAGUGCACCCCCCGGUAGAGAGAAACUACAAAAGGUCUGGUGGAGGAAAUGAAGUUAUUCGACUCUAA